This is a messenger RNA of Oncorhynchus gorbuscha (pink salmon), 3094 nucleotides long. RefSeq names its product upstream stimulatory factor 2. Bases 577 to 1542 code for a protein of 321 amino acids. Gene Ontology annotation, biological process: regulation of transcription by RNA polymerase II. The transcript has 11 exons. Gene Ontology annotation, molecular function: RNA polymerase II cis-regulatory region sequence-specific DNA binding; protein dimerization activity; DNA-binding transcription factor activity, RNA polymerase II-specific. NCBI's taxonomy places the organism in Eukaryota, Metazoa, Chordata, Actinopteri, Salmoniformes, Salmonidae. The record is from RefSeq and is a predicted model, not a curated record.
GCACGCAAUGGAUAUAAUGGAGAAGGUUGACAUUAAUUUCAAACAUGGGCACAUCAAAUCAACAUUGCAGAGUAGCCUACUGUUUAUAAAACACAUUUCUACAUACUCCUCUUCCAAGACCAAAAGUUGAACAAAAAUAGACGCAGGGCGGGGAAUUAAAUUCGCUAACACUAAUAGUCCACUCCAUAUUUUGUGAGAUACGACGGACGCUGGUUUACUGCAGAGGUUUUGAGAGGAGGAAAAAACCGAGCGUGAGAAAACAAUUACCGAAAUUACUCGACGAAUUACUGUGCCAUAACCUUGCAACUAAACAAUUCCAACAGUCCAAGUUGCUAUCCCGACGACACAGACUCAAUUUAGCAGUGAGAGUAGCGCGAGUGAACCCGUGAGAACGAAGGCUUCGAGAGCGACAUAAACCCCAGCCAGCGGCAGCGGUCUCCAUUUUAACUUCGAGUCCGAUCUAUGCCUCACGUGUCUUGGACUGUCUCUCUCACAUGACCCGAGUGUUUGUUCCCGUGAUCAGCACUUCCAUCCACGCGUCCGUGUCACUGAAUAUCACAUUUUAUUCCAACCCUGAUGGAUAUGCACCUCGAACAGAGUCUGGACACCGCGACAAGUCACGACAAACAAGAGGAGGAGGUCGUCCAAUUAGAAGGAGACGGGGAAGGGGAGCAGACUGCUGUUACCAUAGCCAGCAUUCAGCAGGCCCAGGCAUUUGCGGACCACAACAUUCAGUACCAGUUCCGCUCUGAGGGUGGUCAGGUGACUUACCGUGUUGUCCAGGUAACUGACCAGCAGCUGGAGGGGAGAGAUGACGGGGGAGGGCCGGUUAGCGUGGUCUCCACGGCCGCCUUCCCUGGCGCUCCUCAAGCAGUGGCCCAGGCUGUGAUCCAGAACCCUUUCAGUAAUGGGGGUAGCCCCGUGGGAGAUACGCUGGGAGGGGAGACGCGCUUCGCCUACUUCCCAGCUACGGCUGUGAGCGACGGCACUGUGUCUGUGCAGACCACCUCCGACCCCACACAGGCUGGGGGUCAGUUCUACGUGAUGAUGACCCCUCCUGACGUCUUGCAGACAGGCACACAGCGAACCAUAGCACCGCGCACACACCCCUACCCUGAAGACGAAACCGAGAUGCUGCAACAUGACGGUUUAAACUGGAAAAUGGAUGGUCCACGGACACCCAGAGAUGAAAGGAGGAGAGCUCAACACAAUGAAGUUGAGAGGCGGCGGAGAGACAAGAUCAACAAUUGGAUCGUCACGCUCUCCAAAAUCAUCCCCGACUGCAACAUAGACAGCACUAAGACGGGGGCUGUAAGUCACUCUAGUAAAGGGGGCAUCCUGUCUAAGGCGUGUGACUACAUCCGAGAGCUCCGUCAGAAUAACCAGAGGCUCCUGGAUGGUGUCAAAGAGGUGGAGAGAGUACAGGUGGACAACGAGCUCUGCAGACAGCAGAUUGAGGAGCUGAAGAACGAGAAUGCCCUUCUUCGAGCGCAACUCCAGCAGCACGGCAUCGAGAGCGUGGGCGAGACGCCGCCACAAUGAACGAGGGAGACUGGGAGAGCAGGACAGGUAGAAGGAAGAGGAGAACGAGGCAGACUGGAGACGACACGUAGGAACAAAACAAAAUGAAUGAGCUACUGACAAAUCACUGUUUUUCAGUCGCAGACAGUUAGUCUUCCAUGUCUUUAAGGCUGCAUCCGAGACUCUUGGCAGGCUCCUGCUGCUUUGUUGGCUGCACUUGACUGAUCCAGGAUCAGUCGAAAUGACAAAAGAAGCUACCAAGUAGACAAUAGACAUGUCUCAGAGAGAGAACCGGUCGCAACCAGCAGAGAAACCCUCUACUAAGCCCAGAGAAACCCUCUACUAGCCCAGAGAAACCCUCUACUAGCCCAGAGAAACCCUCUACUAGCCCAGAGAAACCCUCUACUAGCCCAGAGAAACCCUCUACUAGCCCAGAGAAACCCUCUACUAGCCCAGAGAAACCCUCUACUAAGCCCAGAGAAACCCUCUACUAGCCCAGAGAAACCCUCUACUAGCCCAGAGAAACCCUCUACUAGCCCAGAGAAACCCUCUACUAGCCCAGAGAAACCCUCUACUAGCCCAGAGAAACCCUCUACUAGCCCAGAGAAACCCUCUACUAGUCCAGAGAAACCCUCUACUAGUCCAGAGAAACCCUCUACUAGCCCAGAGAAACCCUCUACUAGCCCAGAGAAACCCUCUGCACAACUGCUCCCUCCAUUGACAUUGGAUAUUUUGUUUUUGAGUUGUUUUCCCAUUCUCUUAAGUCAUUUUUAUUUUAGUCUGUAUUUGUGGUUGAGUUUCAUAUUACCAUUUUUGUUACGUUAGUGGUUUUAAAUUAUUAGUUUGUGUAUUGUUAAAAAUCUGCCCAGAAAGACUCAUUUAGGAGAUCCGAUGUAUCCUAGGGGAAUAGAUGAUGUAUGAGUGAGAGUGUGGUAGGUUACCAGUCAGUAGAACAGAAACACGAUACAAAUAAACCGCUGCAUUGCAGAACUAUGUGAAAGAAUGGCUUGAUAGUUGGCAAUAUUAUUAGGUGUUUUCAAAGGUGACACCGAUAUACAGUGAGUAUUGGGACAUGACACAUUUAGUUGUUUUGGCUCUGUACUCCAGCACUUUGAGAUGAUACAAUGACUGAGGUUUAAGUGCAGACUGUCAGCUUUAGUUUUGGUAUAUUUGAAUCCAUAUCGGGUGAACCGUUUUAGAAAUUACAGUACUUCUUGUACAUUUCUCCUCCACCCCCCCCCAUUUUAAGAGACCAAAUGAUGUAUUCAUGUGCAUUAAAGUAGUCAAAAGUUGAGUAUUUGGUCCCAUAUUCCUAGCACGCAAUGAUUACAGAAAGCUUGUGACUCUACAAACUUGUUGGAUGCAUUUUCUGUUUGAUUUCUAUUGGCCACAAAAUAAUCUAAACAAUCUGAAACCAUGGUAAAUAAUACAUUGUCAUUUUGGAGCCACUUUUAUUGUAAAUGAGUUUCUAAACACUUCUACAUAAAUAUGGAUGCUACCAUGAUUACGAAUAGUCCUGAAUGAAUCGUGAAUAAUGAUGAGUGAAAGUUCGACGCACAUAUAUCAUACCUCC